CCACAUGCCACCCUCUGGCCCGCGGCGUGAUCCCCUGCGUCCCUUCAAUGGCACGCUGCCAGGACCACAUCCCCGGGCUACGGGAACCUGCUCUUACAAACUACACCAGCAAAGCCACCACUCACUUCCCAACCCAGCGCCCAAAAGUGCCUGGCCCAGGGCACUGCACAUCUCUGGCUCUCCUCCCUGCUGCCCCACCCUCCCAUACUCCCAUAGCCUUCCUCCCGCAGGCAGCACUGAUGCCUCCUCCUCAUCCUCUCCAGCUGAGGCUUGCUGGGUUUGUCCUGGAGACACCACACAGCCAGAGGGUUGGCAGCAGGGGCCGACCCAGAGACACACGGGGGGGCAGCCGUGCAUGGUGGUGAUGCCAAGGGAGGUGACAGUCUGCUCUAACGGAGCAUCCUCUCCUGCUUGCCUUUCCAAUCCCCAGGAGAAGAUCGAAUACGCCUUCCUGAUCUUCUUUGCCAUUGAGGCAAUGCUCAAGAUAAUUGCCUACGGGUUUCUUUUCCACACGGAUGCCUAUCUCCGAAACGGCUGGAACGUGCUCGACUUCUCCAUCGUGUCCCUGGGGCUUAUCACCAUGACCUUGGAGCAGGUCAAUGCGAAGCAGGGAGGGACUUCAGGGGGAAAAGGCGGCUUUGACGUGAAGGCCCUGCGAGCGUUUCGUGUGCUGAGACCCCUGCGCCUGGUGUCCGGAGUGCCGAGCCUUCAGGUCGUCCUGAACUCCAUCAUCAAGGCCAUGGUGCCCCUGCUCCACAUCGCCCUGCUGGUCCUCUUCAUGAUCAUCAUCUAUGCCAUAGUUGGGCAAGAGCUCUUCAAGGGCAAGAUGCACAAGACCUGCUACUAUCUCGGGACAGAUGUGAUUGCCACGGUGGCGUCAGAGAAGCCAGCCCCAUGCACCAGCUCUGGCCACGGGCGACACUGCACCAUCAAUGGCACUGAAUGCCGAAGCGGCUGGCCGGGGCCCAACGACGGCAUUACUCACUUCGACAACUUCGGCUUUGCCAUGCUGACUGUCUAUCAGUGCAUCACCAUGGAGGGCUGGACCGAAGUCCUCUACUGGGUGAAUGAUGCCAUUGGGAAUGAAUGGCCCUGGAUCUACUUUGUCAGCCUUAUCUUGCUUGGCUCCUUCUUCGUCCUCAACCUGGUGCUGGGGGUGCUCAGUGGGUAA
Messenger RNA from Phalacrocorax carbo (great cormorant), 1171 nucleotides. Lineage: Eukaryota; Metazoa; Chordata; Aves; Suliformes; Phalacrocoracidae. The record is from RefSeq and is a predicted model, not a curated record.